Sparassis crispa is the source of this 1428-nucleotide messenger RNA. RefSeq lists its product as hypothetical. The transcript is spliced from 9 exons. The record is from RefSeq and is a predicted model, not a curated record. NCBI's taxonomy places the organism in Eukaryota, Fungi, Basidiomycota, Agaricomycetes, Polyporales, Sparassidaceae. Gene Ontology annotation, molecular function: DNA binding; transcription regulator activity. Bases 1 to 1428 code for a protein of 475 amino acids. Gene Ontology annotation, cellular component: SBF transcription complex; MBF transcription complex.
AUGGCCCUCGGCGCAAAUCGUUCCGCGAACAUGUCUUCCGGCCUCUUACUUGAUCAUAUGCCGUCGCCGUCCUCCGAACCCGUCACCGUCGGUCCGAGAUUUCGACCGUACGCGAGUCCAAACCACCAUGUUACAAAAGGACGUUAUAUUACAAGUAACGAUCCCCGUGGCUACAUACCUGUGCACGAGUAUCCUUUGAACGGUCAGUGGAUUAUGCUCGACAUGGACGAUGGCUACGUCCUGUGGACCGGGAUAUGGAAGGCGCUGGGUAAUUCUAAAGCGGAUAUCGUUAAAAUCGUCGAGUCACAGCCGGAUCUUGCUUCGCAGUUGCGUAGAGUCCGGGGUGGCUACCUCAAAAUUCAGGGCACAUGGAUGCCUUAUGAAACUGCUCUACGACUAGCCCGACUUGUGGCUUGGCCAAUACGCUAUGAUCUCGUACCUCUGUUUGGCCCGACAUUCCCAAGUACGUGCCUCUCGCCUGAUCAGCCUGGGUACGGUCAGAUCGUCAAGCCUGGCAGUGGUAAGCGCAGGUCGCGACGUACCACGCAAAAUGACAUUCCUCCGGACUCCAGGCAUGAGUGGACCGUUAUCUCUCCUACCCUCGCUGCUUCCGCGUCAACCUCCAGCGCUUCUACUCGCCCUCAGGCAGUCAACUCUGCAUUGUCUGGUCGUGAGCUGAGCCACUCGCACCAAUACCAGGCUGGUUCACCGGUGAUGCUGCACGUCCCUUAUGCGCAGGGUGCCUAUCACACUCCUCCACCCAUGAACGGGUUACAUUCUCCUUAUGCCCAGGCGCACCGCCACUCUCCGCCACUUGAUAUUCGAACCAACAUCCGCUAUUCUCCUUACCCUAGCUCACUCUCGAGCCCACCUGCCGUCUACGAGGUUGACGUUCGGCCCAUGCAUUUCGAGUCGAUAAAAUUACCCUCAAUACAACCGCCAACGGGGAGGCUGGGAAACAACCGUUCGGGGUCAUUUACACUACCACCAAUAUCGUCGUUGGAUCUGCGUGAAGGUCAGCGCGUUGACGACUCCUUCACUAUCCUCAGGCGUUUGCGGUCAGAUGACGAUGCGGACGUUGCGGGCGGAAAGUCGACCGUCGCUCAGGCCUUGCACAGACGGUGCGUAGGUCCUCCGCCAGAGUACAGCACCGGACGGCAGUUUUCUCAAAUAUCGGACUUGACUUCGGCGUCGCCUUCCGCUCCGUCGACGUCCUCAUCAAACCGCAGUGGCGGUUCGCGCACUGGUGCCAGCUCGCGCGGAGAGCCCGCACCUCACUUGGCCCCCUUUUCUGGCGAGGCACGACAUGUACACAUGCCUGUUACCACAUCCUCGGCCUGGGAGCAGCGCGCCCCGCCCCUACCACCCUCGGCACGCCAAGCCGAUAAUGUACCCGAGCCCGCCCGACAUGCAUGGCGACCGUGGUGA